Yamadazyma jaroonii is the source of this 354-nucleotide messenger RNA. The record is from the annotation of a GenBank genome assembly. Lineage: Eukaryota; Fungi; Ascomycota; Pichiomycetes; Serinales; Debaryomycetaceae.
AUGAAUGCCCCAGAUAGAUUUGAAUUAUUUAUAUUACCUGAUGGUGUUGAUAAGCUUAAGAUCACCCCUGACACAAAAGUUCCUAAUGCAGCUUUGAUCAAGAUAGAAAGAGAAGAUCAUACUUUAGCCAAUUUAUUAAGAGCACAAUUAUUAAAAGACGAAAGAGUUUUAUUCGCUGCUUACAAGAUUGAACAUCCAUUAUUUGCCAAUUUCAUAUUAAGAAUUCAAACUGAAGAUGAUUAUACUCCAAAGGAAGCCUUAGCCAAUGCAUGUCAACGUUUAAUGGAUGAAUUAACUUUGAUUAAAUCCAAAUUUAGAGAAGAAUGGAACUUGAAAUCUUUGAUUAAUGAAUAG